Kluyveromyces marxianus DMKU3-1042 is the source of this 2880-nucleotide messenger RNA. RefSeq names its product Apl3p (gene APL3). Gene Ontology annotation, cellular component: membrane coat; AP-2 adaptor complex. Gene Ontology annotation, molecular function: clathrin-cargo adaptor activity. The record is from RefSeq and is a predicted model, not a curated record. Bases 1 to 2880 code for a protein of 959 amino acids. The transcript has a single exon. Lineage: Eukaryota; Fungi; Ascomycota; Saccharomycetes; Saccharomycetales; Saccharomycetaceae. Gene Ontology annotation, biological process: clathrin-dependent endocytosis; intracellular protein transport.
AUGGCACCCGGACAGAGCCAGCAGAAUGCUAUGAAAGGUUUGCAAUUAUUUAUUGCAGACCUUCGAGCAAGCCAGAAGACAAAGGACCACGCAAGAAGGAUUCAAAAUGAACUUUCGAAUAUUAGGAAACAGUUCUCACAAAAGGGUGGGCUUAAUAGUUAUCAGAGAAAGAAAUAUGUGGCAAAAAUGGCAUACAUAUACAUUACCACUAAUGCCGGUAUGAUACAAGAACUACUUUUUGGUUUAGACCAGUGUGUUCAAUUGUUGAAGAGUAACAACUUUAGUGAUAAAUGGGUUGGUUAUAUGACGCUGGAACUCUUUUUCAAUCACUCUGUUGUGAGAAACCAAGUAAUGGAAAAAACUGUAUCCUGUUUGAAGUCUGAUUUAAGUUCCAAUGAUCCGAACAUUAUUAGUUUAGCACUACACUUCAUCGGUAUUGUGGGUAACAGAGAUGAUAUAUUUGCGGAUAACUUAAGUGACACUGUGUUUGGUCUUCUACGUUCACCUGUGACCGAUAACUUUAUUAAGAGAAAGGCCUGUUUAGCCUUGUUGGCUUUAAUUCGGUAUAAGCCCGAAGUUUUCUCUAAUCUUGAAGAAAAGAAGCGCACACUUUGGAUAGAGCGGAUUACUACUCUACUAGGAGAUGGUGAUGAUGAUUCUCUUCUGCUCUCACUUUUACCCUUGCUUGAGUUUAUCGCAGCAAAUAUUGAUGUGCGUCCUCUAUACCGGUUGAUACCGCAGUUGACGGAUAUUUUGCAUGAUUGCCUUUCCAAGAGAGCGGUCAAUGUUGCACCAUCGGAUUAUAAGGUUACAGACUUGCCAAAUCCCUGGUUGAUUGGAAAAUGUACCUCACUUUUAGAUAUCUUGGUCAGCGAUAACGGUGAAAAUUUGAUUGGAGCUAACGUUGAUCAGCGUACUCUGGGUAAACUUAGGAUGUGUGUUUCUUCUGCUGUUAAUCUAGUUUCUGUUGAAAGCACGGAUCCAGUUGCUAAAAACGCUCAAUACACUGUUUUCUUCGAUAUGCUGGGUUUGGCGUGCAAAUUAGACCCUACCAACGAAGCGAUUGUUAAUUCCGUAGAAGGUUUGCAUAAUUUGAUAGCUUGUACUGACCUGAACAUUAGAUAUUCUACAUUCGACCUAUUGAUCAAAAUUUGUAGGCUGAACGGUAGAACAGCCAUCGUCGCAGUCCAGAACAAUCAUCUUUCUAACCUUUUCGAGAUGUUAAGGAGAGAAGGUGACGUUACUUUGCUUAGAAAAAUCAUUGACUUGUUAGUCAUUCUUACCGACAGUAAUAACUUCAAAUCUGUGGUUCAGGAAUUGUUACUAGCCCUUCAAAAUCACAAAUCAAUGGGCUUCUCAUUAAUAGAAGAACUGGCUCUCAAAAUUGAAAAACUUAUAGAACGUAAUGCUGAUGAUCUCAAUUGGUUUGUUAUUUCAUCUCUAAAGUUAUUAUCAGCCAAUACAUCUAUCAAGGAUGACCAUGUUUGGAAACGUAUUUGUCAAAUCGUGGUUAAUAAUGAGCCGCUACAUAAACUUGCAUGCGAACAUCUCAUUCAGUAUUUGGGCUCUCCAAAUGUUGCAGAAUCUCUCGUGAAAGCGGGUGUUUUCUUAUUAUCAGAGUACGCACAACUAAUCACCGAUAAAGUAUCAGCUGGGGAUCUUUUCAAUCUCUUCACUGAAAGGUACUUCCAAGUAGGUAACCUAACAAAGGCUAUGAUUUUACCUGCAAUGUUGAAACUCUACCACGUUGAACCUAGGCUUUCAUCUGUUGUGGUCAAGUUUUAUCAAUUAGAAUUAAAUUCAUUCGAUGUGAUCUUGCAAACAAGAUCUUAUGAGUGCUUAAAGAUCAUUCAGUAUACAAAAAUGAACGAUAUGACAUUUUUAGAUAAGCUCUUGCCAGGUAUGCCACCAUUUACCAACUCUAGUAGCACGAUAAACUUGGCAUCGAAACUACAGCAAAAUGAGUUAUUGACUUUGGAUCAACCUUCCUCAUCAGGCGAAAAAUCGUCCGUGUCGUCGGCAUCAACAACGCAACAGCAACAGCAACCAGCACCUCCCAAGUCAAGAAAGGAUACAAAACUGUAUCAUUCGCAACCACUGACACCAGGAUGGGAAGCUGGAUUCAAAAGAAUGGCCAUUCAUAAACAAGGUGUGUUUUAUCAAGAUAUCUUGAUGAGCAUCUUGUUUAGGGUAGAGAGGAAAGUGGAUCAGCCUAGCACAAGUAAAAUAUCCCUAACUUUUGUCAACAAAUCACACCGAGACAUUUCCGGGUUGAGUUGUGAGAUUAUUCCUUUCCGCGCCGACAACAAUCCACAAUAUGUUUUCCAAGUUGUUCGAUCGCCAGAAUAUAAAUUAGCUGCACAAUCUGGAAGCAGAACUGUUUUGGAAUUUGAGAUAACUACUAGAUUCCCAUUCCCACAAGAACAGUCUCCACUGUUAUCGUUGCAAUUCAAAUGUGGUGGACAACACUCGAAUUAUAGACUAAAGAUUGGUUACACUAUAAUCUCAACCUUGUUACCCAGUGAUAACGGUAUCAGUUUACCUCAAUUUAUUCAAAGGUGGAAAUCGAUCGGAGACUCGCUCGGAAAAUCUGGUGAAUAUAGUGACACUAUUAAACACCAAGGCGGUGAAAUAACUCAAGCAAAGGUUUUAAGUUUACUUCCAAAGAUUGGUUUUGAUAUUGUUGAGCAGAAUUCGGUGUCAAAUACUGUAUUUGCUGGAGGUAUUAUACACACUAAGAGCAGUUCCAAUUAUGGAUGUUUAUUGAAGAUCAAGGUAUCGCAAACAGAAAAUGUAAUCGACAUUUCAUGCAGAACAACGUCGACCGAAGAUCUUUCAAGAUUUGUUGUGAACUGCGUAAAGAAAGCAAUUGAUCAAUGA